Molecule: messenger RNA, 783 nt
Organism: Papaver somniferum (opium poppy)
Lineage: Eukaryota; Viridiplantae; Streptophyta; Magnoliopsida; Ranunculales; Papaveraceae
Product: late embryogenesis abundant protein D-34-like
Exons: 4
Coding region: 1-783 (260 amino acids)
Source: RefSeq, a predicted model, not a curated record
AUGAGUCAGCAACAGCCAAGAAGGCCAGAAUCCCAUGAACAGAACAUGGAGCCUAUUAAAUAUGGUGAUGUGUUUCCGCAUGUUUCUGGUGAACUUGCAUCGAAACCUAUAUCCCCUCAAGAUGCUGCUAUGAUGCAGACUGCUGAGAAUUUAGUGCUUGGCCAGACUCAAAAAGGGGGUGCUGCUGCUGCUAUGCAAUCUGCAGCAACAAAAAAUGAAAGAGCUGGGCUAGUUGGUCAUACCGAUGUGACUGAUAUCACUGGCGAUCAAGGAGUUACUGUCGCCGAAACUGGUGCCCCAGGUAGGCGUAUCAUUUCCGAAUCAGUUGCAGGCCGGGUGAUCUCGGAAUACAGUAGGCCAGCGCCCAUAGCAGCGACAACAACAUCAACAGUAGAUAAAGAUGCAGUUACAAUAGGUGAAGCAUUAGAAGCGGUGGCAAUAACCGCCGGAGAUAAACCAAUAGACCAAAGUGACGCAGCAGCAAUACAAGCAGCUGAAGUUAGAGCGACUGGUAUCAAUGCCACCAUUCCUGGUGGUAUUGCCGCUGAAGCUCAAUCCGCCGCUAGUGCUAAUGCACAUUUGACUAACGACGAAGAGAAAACGAAACUCUCCGAUGUUCUCACGGAUGCGACAUCCACAUUGCCCAAGGAUAAAACUGUGACCAGCGAGGAUGCUGAAGGUGUGGUUAGUGCUGAGCUAAGGAACAAUCCUAAUAUGGCUACAUACCCUGGUGGUGUAGCUGCUUCUGUUGCAGCUGCAGCUAGGCUUAAUCAAGAACAGUAA